Molecule: messenger RNA, 1083 nt
Organism: Symphalangus syndactylus (siamang)
Lineage: Eukaryota; Metazoa; Chordata; Mammalia; Primates; Hylobatidae
Gene: RAMP2
Product: receptor activity modifying protein 2
Biological process (GO): receptor internalization; intracellular protein transport; G protein-coupled receptor signaling pathway
Cellular component (GO): cell surface; signaling receptor complex; membrane
Molecular function (GO): coreceptor activity
Source: RefSeq, a predicted model, not a curated record
GGUCUAGGCCCCAGGAGGUGUCUGAAGGGAAGGUAUUUGGACUUUGCUUUCCCCUCUACCCCACUCCCCAGACCUUCUCCCGACUCCGGAGGGCCGGCUCCCGCUUCUCCUCCCUAGUUUUGGCUGGCGGGCUGACAUCAGCUGGUAUUCCUAGGGACAGGAUAAGGAACCCUGAGCUGCCUGGCUCAGCUCCAGGCGCCCCUUCCCCCACAACCCAGGACAGCCCCUUAGAUGCAGCGGCGUCGAGAGGCCGCUGGAGCUCCCAGCCCCCUCCCUCUUCUCCAGGUCUGGGAGAGUAGCUUGCCGACCCCUCCAGACCCGAAAGAGAGAGGGGGCGACUCGAAUCCGGGGAGCGAUCCUGGGAGACCCUGGAAAGUCCUGGGCGCCACCCAGCCGAGCCCCCGAAAUCGAUCGCGGUUCCGGGGUUCCGGGAGCUGUCCAGCCUCGCGGGCUGUCCUGAAGCCCCACGAGGCCUUGGCUCAGCUUCUUCCCACCACAGGCACACCGGGAUCAGAAGGGGGGACGGUGGAGAACUAUGAGUCAGCUGUCCAAUAUUGCUGGAAUCGUUAUAAGGAUCAAAUGGAUUCUAUUGAAAAGGAUUGGUGCGACUGGGCCAUGAUUAGCAGGCCUUAUAGCACCCUGCGAGAUUGCCUGGAGCACUUUGCAGAGUUGUUUGACCUGGGCUUCCCCAAUCCCUUGGCAGAGAGGAUCAUCUUUGAGACUCACCAGAUCCACUUUGCCAACUGCUCCCUGGUGCAGCCCACCUUCUCCGACCCCCCAGAGGAUGUACUCCUGGCCAUGAUCAUAGCCCCCAUCUGCCUCAUCCCCUUCCUCAUCACUCUUGUAGUAUGGAGGAGUAAAGACAGUGAGGCCCAGGCCUAGGGCCACGAGCUUCUCAACAACCAUCUUACUCCACUUCCCCACCCCCACCAGGCCUCCCUCCUGCCUUCCUACUCCCUUUUCUCACUCCCAUCCCCACCACAGAUCCCUGGAUUGCUGGGAAUGGAAGCCAGGUGGGGUCAUGGCACAAGUUCUGUAAUCUUCAAAAUAAAACGUUUUUUUUGGACAAUGUCCUUCUCCCCA